AUGAACAGAGCGAUCAUAGUUACUUUAGCUACAUGUCUGCUUUUAGCUUCAAAAACUAUCUGCCACAAUGAAUCAUUAAUGAUCAGUUUGCGGACUAGAGAAGAAAACAGUGAGAAAAACUCUUCUGAGUCUAAUGAAGACCUUAUAGAAGAAAAACAGAGAAGUGUGAAUCUUGAAGAACUUAAAGACUGGGAACUGAAGAACAUAGUUAAGAUGAGUGGACCAGCUGGGAAGGCAAUGCCAAGUUCAAUGGCUAAUUUGCCACUGAGAUUUGGCCGAAACUUCCUGGAAAGAAGAAAUAUCAAACCUACAGCCAAUCUGCCCCUCAGGUUUGGAAGGGCUUUUAGAUAUUUCUCACACAGUUCUGAGAAAACUCCUUCAGUUCAAAGUUUUUUCCAUUCGCUAGCCAAUCUACCAGAGAAAUUUGGGAGAUCUUUUCUUUUCAGUUUGAUUCAAGGCACCCAGGAUUAUGACCAAAUCAAAAAUAGGUGA
Messenger RNA from Notechis scutatus (mainland tiger snake), 492 nucleotides. RefSeq names its product neuropeptide VF precursor (gene NPVF). NCBI's taxonomy places the organism in Eukaryota, Metazoa, Chordata, Lepidosauria, Squamata, Elapidae. Gene Ontology annotation, molecular function: signaling receptor binding. The record is from RefSeq and is a predicted model, not a curated record. Gene Ontology annotation, biological process: negative regulation of gonadotropin secretion; neuropeptide signaling pathway.